Molecule: messenger RNA, 1681 nt
Organism: Schizosaccharomyces octosporus yFS286
Lineage: Eukaryota; Fungi; Ascomycota; Schizosaccharomycetes; Schizosaccharomycetales; Schizosaccharomycetaceae
Product: U4/U6 X U5 tri-snRNP complex subunit Prp4 family protein
Exons: 2
Coding region: 42-1445 (467 amino acids)
Biological process (GO): mRNA splicing, via spliceosome
Cellular component (GO): U4/U6 x U5 tri-snRNP complex
Molecular function (GO): U6 snRNA binding; protein binding; U4 snRNA binding
Source: RefSeq, a predicted model, not a curated record
AUGCUUUUGUGCCAAGAACUAAUAGAACGAAGCGAUGUAGCAUGAGCACAAACAGUGGAGGCAUAUAUUUGCAGGAUUUGGAGACAAGGCAGGUGCCGGAAGGAAUUACACGAUCCUCUAAAGAGCAAGCCGCGUAUUACGCCGAAAAGGAACGUGAAGAGCGUAUUCGAGCUCUGAGAGUCCCCUAUGAAGAUGGACGUGUUCGAGAACUUUUACGUGGAUUUGGUGAACCAGUAACGUACUUUGCGGAAGAUGCAGGAUCGCGACGAGAAAGACUGCUGAAUUGGAUGCUAGAGCGUUCCUACGAGGGCCAGCAAGACAUCAUCAUGGAUGCCGUUCAAGGAGAUGAAGCAGAUGAAGAUGAGGAUCACGAAACGUAUUCGGAAGGCAGCCAAGAAUUGUUAGAGGCACGACGAAGAAUCGCUUUAUACUCUUUGGAAAAGGCCAAGUUGCGUUUGGAAAUUGAAAGAAAAGAGUUUGAAAUCCCUGUUCCAGAGAAGAUUAUCUCGGCUCGUUUUGCUGCCGAUCAUUAUCGCAAAGUAGAUGCGCAGGGUUCGCAGGUGGGUGGAGAGCGACCUAUGUCUAUCAUUCGUUUCUGUCAAGAUGGUAACAAAUUCGCUACUGGCAGUUGGAGCGGACAGGUAAAGGUUUGGGACACUAAGGACCUAUCUCAAGUAAGGUUAUAUCGAGGCCAUACAGACAAAGUUUCGGGAUUAGACUGGCAUCCUGGUUGUGUGACAUGGGAUGAGAUGUCAGAAAAUGUCUGUUUUGCGACAGGAGCAGCAGACAAUUCAGUAUGUCUAUGGAACGGAAAGCAAUCCACUCCAAUUUCGAGAUUGGAUGGGCAUUUGGCUCGUGUCCUACGAGUAGCGUUUCAUCCGAGUGGUGAUUAUUUGGCUUCUGGGUCUUUUGAUACAACAUGGAGGUUAUGGGAUGUCGCAACAGAAACCGAAUUGCUCAUGCAGGAGGGUCAUGCAGAAGGUAUUUUCAGUGUUGCCUGGCAACCUGAUGGAUCCCUUCUUAGUUCUGGCGGAAUGGAUGCCAUCGGACGGGUGUGGGAUGUUCGAUCUGGAAAGUCCAUAAUGGUUUUGGAUGACCACAUUCGUCACAUUGUUUCUAUGGAUUGGGCACCGAAUGGAUACCAGCUAGCAACAGCGUCAGCGGAUGAUACUAUCAAAUUAUGGGAUCUCCGUAAUGUUUCGAUUAGUCAAACGAUUCCAGCACAUACAUCUCUUGUAUCGGAAGUUCGUUAUUUGCAAUCGGAGAAUGCCGUACUUUUGCUGUCUAGUGGAUAUGAUGGAUGUGUCAAAAUCUGGAAUCCAACCACCGGAGCUUUGGUUAAAAAUUUAGUCGGCCACGAAGAAAAGGUGAUGAGUGUUGAUGGUCAUGGAGACCGAUUGUUAUCGUCUGGAUUUGAUCGAACCAUUAAACUCUGGCAUCCAUAAUACAUUUCCUCCUUGUAUAUCACGUCCGUCGAAAGCUAUACGUACGAGCUAGUCAGAUCGCUCUUUUGUGGGAACUGUAUUGUGGCAUUUGCAGUUGACUUUUUUUGUUAUUCUUUGGAUUGGAUUGAAAUGGAUUAGAAUAGAAUAGAAUAAUGUUAUGAAUUGUAAUGUACAAUAGUAAAUGAAACAUGCUUACUACUUUUUGCUACAAAUGUCCCAUACUUUUUUGAGACGGA